Messenger RNA from Uranotaenia lowii, 8803 nucleotides. Its product is annotated as major facilitator superfamily domain-containing protein 12-like. The record is from RefSeq and is a predicted model, not a curated record. Bases 5092 to 6825 code for a protein of 577 amino acids. The transcript has 5 exons. NCBI's taxonomy places the organism in Eukaryota, Metazoa, Arthropoda, Insecta, Diptera, Culicidae. Gene Ontology annotation, biological process: carbohydrate transport; transmembrane transport. Gene Ontology annotation, molecular function: symporter activity. Gene Ontology annotation, cellular component: membrane.
CUAUUCACACAACAAAAGCCCUGCUCACAUUUUCACCAACUAUUCAAUUUCUUCUACCCAAAGCGCUCUAGCUUUGAUCUUUCCACCUAUAAUACUUUCAUGUUCUUUCUAAAUAUUCUACCUUGAAUUUUCACAACUCGCCGAAAUGCCAAAAAUUAAAUAAGAAUAUUUCUAAUAAUAAUUAAUUAGAGAUGUACCGAAUAUUCGGUCGGCCAAAUAUUCGGCGCCGAAUAACGCCCAAAAACCGUUAAGCCGAAUAUUCGCCCCACCGAUUAGUUGAACUAAGUAUUCGACCGAAUAGGCAGAAUAUUCAUUUUUAAAAUUUAUACAAUAACAAUCUUGUCAAAUUUUUCAAAUGAUAUUGGAUAAUUUAUAAAACAUCCAAAAGUAAUGUUGAAAAAUCUGCACAAUCAUCAAAAACGCAUGGUUUUAAAUAUUUGAAGUGUAUUCGUGUAUCUCUCAUUGAAGAUCGUACAGGAGGAUGCUGACAAAUAUUGCUUUAUACUUUGAUUAUCGUUUAUUCCAGAUUUUCUUGAUAUAUAAAGGCUUGCCAAUAAAUCCAAUAAAGAAUUAGAGAUAAGUUAAAUCUGGCUGGGAUGCCUAUUGUUUAAAAAUUCUCAGAAUAUUUGCUAAAUCAAAUAAUAAACUCAAAGUUCUUUUCGAAAAUUUUAAGAUUUUGUGUUCAAAACUAUAUUUGAAAAAUUUCAAAAAGGAACACAUUUUUUCAAUCCUUAGAUACGUUUUUAACACUGCUACUGUGAUUCAACGAAAACUUAAAAUUUCAAGUAAUUUUCUAACUUGUUUCUCUUAUAUAUUUCAGAUUAAGCCUAGAUUUUGUUCAGAUUUGGUUUUUGGAAACGUGUGAUAGAAAGUAUGGUACGCUUAAUGUUUAAAUUCAUUUUUAACAAAUGUGUUGAAGAUAUGUUGCUCAAAUUCGACCUUCACUUAAAUCGAUAACAAAUAAGCAAUUUCAAGUUGUUUGGCACCUGUUUCGACAUGUUUUAUCCCAGAUUUCACAGGAACCCAGUAUCUUUGAUAAUAAACAAAGACAUUUGAAAAUCAGAGAUACCCUACUUGAAAAAGAUUUUGUUAUAUACAUAUCAUCUUGUUGAAAAUAAUCGACUCAAAAACAUGAGGGGCAUUAAAAUUAAAGGAAAAGAAGAAAAUUGAAAUAAUUGCUGUUCAUUUUUCAUUAAAAACUCAUAUACUCAUAUUCGACCGAAUAUUCAGCCAAAUAUUCGUUUGGCCGAAUAGUUGAAAAGGUCAAUAUUCGGUAUUCGGCCGUUCGAAUACCACUAUUCGGUACAUCUCGGUACAUCUCUAAUCAUAAUCAUGGCAAAAAAAACAGUCUUCAAGGGAUCAUUUAUUUAUCUUAUUUGCUUGAUUUCGACAUUGGUUUAAAAGGUCCCCUGAAUAAAAGUUGGAUUUUGCACAAAAAAAGGAAUUAUAUACUCUCCUCCAACUUUGAAUUGAAAUUACUCUGCUUGAUUAAACAAAAACAAAUAAAAAAAUCUAAUCAGUUUUGAAUGAGUCAUAUGAGGUUAUUGUUAUAGUAUUUUGUAAUUGAGAUGCUUGAUAAAUUUCUAUAAAAUUUAGCAAAUGAUAAAUGAUAGCUCAAAACUUUUAGCUAUUUUUCCGAACUUGCUUGGAGUACUAAAUGCUGUACAAUAAGAAACACAGAAGUCACACAUGAAAGUGCCCGAUACAUAGAAUUGGUACUGCUACCCUGCAACAUAGGACUGUUCGUCAGUAAUGUUUCUUUUGGAUUGGUCAUUAGUCUGAGUUGUUUUGGGGUAAUUUUUGAAAUUCUUAAGCCCUGUCCAAGCAACCAAAAGUCACAUAUUUACUUGGAUGAAAGCUUUGAAAGACAAAGAGAAUCAACCGCCCCAUUCCCUUGAGUGAACUUUAUGCACUCAAUAAUGAACUUGAAAAUUGCGAAAGUGAUUAAUAUGUACGCUGUAUGUGACUUAUUUUACCCAAUUCCCAUGAGGGAACUACAUAUAUGUACUCAUUAAUGAACUUGAAAGUUGCAAAUGUAAUUUAUAUGUACGUUAUAAGUGACUAAAGUCACAUAAAGGGCACAAAAUUGCUCAGAACGGGACUUAUUCUGUCCAAUUUCCUUAAGUGAACUUUAUGUACUCAAUAAUGAACUUGAAAGUUGCAAAAGUGCUUUAUAUGUACGUUAUAACGGACUUAAGUCACAUAAAGGGGUUGUACUCCAUUUACCCGAAAACCAUUGCCCUGAAUGAAAAAUCCCCAGAAUUCCAAUCGCCAGAAAGACCCAUUCCCCAGAUUUUUUUUCCCCAGACGAACCAUUCCCCAGAAAAAUUUUCGCCAGAAUGUACCAUUUCCCAGAAAUUUUUUCACCAGAGUGAACCAUGUACCAGAAAUUUUUUCGCCAGAAGAACCAUUUCCCAGAAAAUUGAAAACAUUUAUCCAUACUAGAAAUUAUUAAAAAAAAAAUUGUUACAAAAAAAUGGGGUUUCAUAACUUAAUUCUUUUGCGGCAAAGCCGCAACCAACGAGGAUGAAGGGGCUGAGGCGGCCGAAAGCCGCCGAAGCUCCCAAAUCCGAGGAGGCCGCCGACCCGCCGUCGGAAGCGGCGGCCCUAAGACAUUGGUCUAGGUCUGCCGGGGCUUCCUAGGUCUGCGUGAAAGCUAGGGAUGAUCCCUUAGCACCGUCCGCCACGCGACAGCGUGAAGGACAAAACGUCUUUCAAGUUCGAACGCGCAGCGUGAGGAGUCGGAUACCAAAACGGUUUUUAAAGGACCAUGGUAAGCAUUGAAUCAAUUAAAGUACCCAAACCAUAAACAAAGCACAACAUUGGUUCUAAAAUAAAUUUAGUUGGAAAAUUUCAAAGUCGUAGUUUCAUUUAAAAAAUCAUUUUGAAAAAAUUAAUUUCGAAUCAUAUGAAAUAUACAAGAAUUCAUUAGAAAAAAAAAACAAAUAAAAAUACUAGGGGGAAAAAUCUGGGAUUUGUCCCAUUCUGGUAAAUGUUCCAUUCUGGGGAAAAAAAAUUCUGGGAAAUGGUCCAUUCUGGGAAAAAAAUUUCUGGUAAAUGGUGUAUUCUGGGGAAUUUUUUUCUGGGAAAUGGUUCAUUCUGGGGUUUGAUUUCGGGUGUUUGUCAUUCUGGGAAAAAUUCAUUCUGGGCAAUGGUUUUCGGGUAAAUGGGAUACAAUCACAUAAAGGGCACAAAAGUGCUCAAACGGGAUUUACUAAGUCAUAAAAAGUGCAUUGAAGUGCUUUCAAAAUCACAUCACCACUUCGAGUUUUAGUCUAAGUCAGAACAACAUCUAGGCGUGGUCUUGUUGUAGCGUGUUCGAUUGUCACUACGAACGUCGGGGUUCGAUCCCCAAGCCGAGCAAGUUUUUUUCAAUAAGUAAUUUGGUACUUGACUGAUCAUUCUGAUGCGAUAUAUGUAGGAAAGAAGCAAUUGAGUAAUUUGUCGAGUUUAUAAUCCGGCGCGGCUUCUUGGCAGACCCAUGAACUGAACAUAGUCAAUAAUCAAAAGAAGGUGAUAUGAACCGAUGCCAAGGGAGCAAUUGAGCUAGAGAGAGAAUUUUUUGCCUAAUUUACGAUUUUUGGAAGCUGAAUUAGAAAUCCGCUGGAAGCUGUAUAGAAGAUCAUUAAGACUUGUUAUGGAACUUGGAAGUAUUAAUUAGAAAUUAAAUUUUGAGCUGCAUAGAACGUACAGCCCUAUCAAUGAUAGGGCUGAGUAAGCAUUUUUGUACCUGUUUUAUGGGACUUUUGGUUGCUUGAGUGGGGUCUUAAAAGCUACGUAUGGGUUCAAAACUCAUCCAUGAUUUUCAGCAGAAUUUUUAAGUAACGUUUACAUGAGUAAAAUUGAAGUUUUAUGUUUGUAUCGGAAAAUUGAAUAUUUUGUUCUGAAAAAUCAACAUUAACAUUAACGUUUCUUCUGUGGUACCGAUCCUGUUGAUAGGUUUUGUGCCAAUUUAUAAAUUCUAAGAACUUUUUCGACGACCGUAACUGUGUAUCUUAUUUCCUUAUGCAACUGAAAUACGUUUCUCAGACAAUAUUCAGCUACAACUACAACACUUCAGUUUUCCUUUAUUUAAAGUCUAGAUAAAAAUCCGAAAAUAUAGCUUCUGAAAAUAGACUGUAUAUAAGCUACGAAAUACUAAAAAAACACUUAGUGUUCAAGAAAACUGGAAUUAAAAGUUAUACAUUGCGCACAAAAAAAUGCAAAAAAGUUAUGUAAAUCCGUGCUUUCCAAUCAAUAAACCGUCAAAAAUUUUAAGUCACACAAAUUUUGAAAAGAGGAUUGAAAAGUUGGCUACUUGGUACAUUUUUACAUCUUCAGAUAGUCAAAAUACUGAACACAGAAUUUUUGACAAAUUUUCAAAGUUAGCAGUUUCUCAAACUUUUUGUCAAUCUGCAAUUUCUCAGAUUUUUUUUACAUUUAAAUUGAACUAUGUACUGGAUUUUGAGUAUAUUAAGGCAAGAUUUCCCUGAUAAAUUGAUAUUCACCAGAAAGGCAAUGUCAUGCCGUUUCUCAGUGGUGUAAUAACAUUAGCGUUGCGAUACUUAACACAAAUAUGAUAGAAAGAUAUAGCGGUUUUAUUCAAGAAAGUCAAAUUGGCACUUCAGGAACUCUAUCGGGUGUGAAUUUUAGGGACGGAUGAGGGUCAAUGUGGUUUAUGUGUGUAAACUUAUUCUACAAGUCUCCUGAUCAGAUAAUUGGGAGCAUUGAAUGCUUCUGUCUAAGGUGUGAUGUAAUUUGGAUUACCUAACGAAAAUUAUUCAAACCAAAAACCCUCUUAGUUCUAUGUGGUUUUUCUUAAGACAAUUAAUUCUUUUAACAAAUGUCUGUUGGAAAGGAAAACUAUCUGAAUUCAAAGGUCCGAAAAAAUAGCUGUCAAAAAAAUUCUGAACCCGAAUUUUAAUUUAGCUACGAUAUAACACUGUCACGGUUCAAUCUAAUGAAACAAAUCUAAAUCAAUUGGAAAGCUUUAUCUAUCCCUCUAUUAAUUUCAGUUGGUCCAAACCUCUCCAAACAUCGCUACUGACUGGGAUAUACGCGAAGUAACUAACAAAACCCCAUGUGUAAACCCUGAAUAAAUUGGUCAAUAAAAUGUCUAAAAAAGCUACCAUAGUCGAUAAGAAACCCCAACAAAAUGGUACCUCCGGUAUUCAAAGUUACGGUGCAAUAGACGAUAUAACCGCAGCCCCUUUGUCCGAAUCAACCCCUGGAGCAGGAACAACAGUACCAAACGGAGACCCUGGAGGACCUUCGGGUGGCACGGACCCACAAGCGAUGGAAAAGCGAUCCACUAUUAAAGUAUUCGAGAAGAUAGGCUUUGGCCUAGGCCACGUCUACAAUGACCUGUGCGCGGGAGUUUGGUUCAGCUACACCUUGCUGUUCAUGCAGGGUGCCUUGGGGAUGCCGGCCACCGAAGCCGGUGCCCUGGUCAUGUUGGGUCAAGUUGGUGAUGCCAUUGCCACGCCGAUAGUCGGAUUCCUAACGGACAAAUAUGGCACCAAGCGGCAGUGGCACAUUGCAGGUACCCUCAUCGUAUUCUUCACCUUCCCGAUGAUCUUCUCGUUGUGUCCCUGGUGCGAUGUGGCCCCGCACUGGUGGGAGAUUGUCUACUUUGCCAUUGUGAUAUUGACGUUCCAGUUUGGGUGGCCCAUCGUUCAGAUAACGCAUCUGGCCAUGAUUCCGGAACUGUCGCGAACCCAGAAGGACCGAUCGGAUUUGACUGCGGUGCGCUAUUCGGUAUCCAUCAUCUCCAACGUGGUGGUGUACAUUGUGACGUGGGCGGUGCUACGGAGUCGAUCCACCGGGGAUAGUCAGAUCGGGGCUGCCGAUGCGUACCGGUUUCGGGACAUAGCUCUUAUCCUUACGCUGGUUGGAGUUUCCAUGUCAGUGCUGUUUAACUUUUCGCUAACAUUUAGCGGCUACGAGCAUCGACGGCACACGGCUCUACAGCAUAACGUAAUCUCCGGACCGGGAAAGGAAAGACCCAAUCAACGCAAAUCUCAGGACCCGGAAAAGCAAGCUUUGCUCCGGUCCGAACAACAGCACCACGAUUCGAACGGCGAGCCGGCCGUUGCCGGGUGCUCUAAGCGUGGCGAAAAUGGCACAGUCGUUGGAGAUGGGAUGCUGAAGGAUGGCCAACAUGAUGACGUUGUGCUGCGAAAGCCAAAGAAAAAUUUCUUCAGAUCUCCACUACUGUACCAGAAUGCCUUGCUCUACGUCUUUUCACGACUGUUCAUGACGACAUCACUAGUCUACAUGCCUCUAUGGCUAGACGAACGUUCGCUUCAGCCUGAUCCAGUUCAGAACAACGCCAGCGUCGAACAUUUGGCCACGGUCCCCUUAGUAUCUUUUCUGGCUUCUUUCAUUGCCUCUUUGGUGCUCAAAUACUCCAACAGAUAUGUCGGCAACAGUUGGAUGUAUCUGGUGGGAUCAGCCGUCAGUUUAAGCGUCUGUACCUGGAUCGCUCUCUCAACUCAGGCGUCCACGUUCAGCACCCUUGAAUUGUUAGUAAUAGCGUCACUUUUCGGUGCGGGCAGUUCCAUCACAAUGAUCAGCAGUCUCUGCAUAACAGCCGAUAUGAUCGGCAAGCAUGCAGAUCAAGGUGGUUUCAUCUACUCGGCCGUCACGUUCACCGAUAAGCUGAUCACCGGCAUAGUUGUCGUCAUCAUUGAAUCCAUGAAAUGUCACGAUCGAGCGGACUGUCCCGAUUAUUAUCGGAGCGUGCUAGCUUACGCUUGCGGAACGGCCGCCGGACUGGGAUGUGUGACAUUGGCAUCACUGGCGUGCACUAGACCACGGGUCCAGCGAAGGACUCAAGUUCGAUAACGACGAAUCUGACCAUUGAUUGUCCAAACACGUCGUGGCCAUGUGUAGUUAAAGCUGUGUUAUCUAAGUAUUUUAUUUUGCCGUCUCUUCUGUUUAUCCAUUUUUUAAUGCAAAACUAGGUUAAGACGUGUACAUUACUAACUUCGGAUAGACAUUCCAGUUUCUUUUAAUAUACAUUAUAGGAAAAUGAUAUUUUAGAAUAAACUACUUUUUACGAUAUUCGCAAAAUUUCAUAUCCGUUAUAUAGUGCCCUGACCGUGUAGAAAAGAAUUUUAUUCUCGUGAUUCCGAAGGUUUUAUUUGUUUAUUUAUUAGAUCCAUCGGACCAAAAGUCUAAAUGGAUGUGAAGCCAAAAAUCCAUCUGUGGAUAUUGCAUAAACGACACAACAGUUAUCAGCAAGGAAAAGCUAGAACUAAUGGAUUUAAAAUAAAAGGUCUUACUUAAAAACCGGUAUACAAACAAUAAUCAACUUAGGUCGUGGGCGAAUCACAAACGUAUCUAUCACUGGACCAAUUAAAAUCAAAUUCACUUAACAGAACACUGCACACAUGGCACGAAUAGACUCGUUCUGACCAUAGGCCGUAAGAAGAAAACCAAGCCAGAAGAAAUUCUAGCAAGGAUGUUUGGUGCAUAAAUAGCACCGAACAGCAACUUUCCAACAAACGCCGCCUUCAGGUAUUCACGUCUGGCUAUCCGAGAGGCUAUCCAGAUUCAACCAGGAACAUGCAUCGAUGCGAUUUCGUUAUUCAACCACGUCUCAGUGAGCGCUAUAACGUCGUACUCAGGAUCCGAAAAAUCCGUCGAUUUCGGUGCGCAAACCUGUCUCAUUUUGGUAGUACAUCCGAAGAGUUGAUCUUUUUCUGAGUAACUUUUACGCGAUAUGAGUAUCUGAAAACCCUUAUAACCUUAGUUCAGCCAAAUGUGAACUUCGAAGUUCCAUUUUUAAGUAAGUAUGCGACUUUUGAUUGCUUAGGUAUAGCAGUGCUGCUUCUUUGACGACCAGGCAACCGUACACCCAAUAACUUGUACCAAGAAUCCAGUCACACAUUUCCGAUCGCAUUCGUCACUGACAUAAUCUGCAUCAACGUAAACGUUGGUUUCGUACCAAAACUUCUUACGGGUUCCUCCUGUAGGCCAGCUUGAGAUCCUUGGUCGCCUUAAGGUACCGUAAGGCUGAUGUCAUGCUGAAGCAACAUAGCAACGCAACGCAACGCAACGUUCCAAUAAGAUUGCGUUGCAACGCAUUGGUAUGUCAUGCUGGCGCGACCUGUGACUUUGAAAUUCCCUACAAAUCAUCACUUCUCUACAUCUGAUAACGCUUUGAAUCGUCUCCUUUCUUUCGGGAGCCAUCAAAAACUCAUCAAAUCACGACCCGGAUUGCAAGAAUGCCAAAAUUUGAACCGACAAAAUUCCUUGUUUUUUUUUGCGGGAACUAAGAAUUCAUGAAAAUUUUCUCGCCGAUUAAGAUAUUUUUUAGUUUAUUAUCACAAGUUCGGACAGGUCUUCGUACUAUUGUGCUUAAAACCCGGAAUCACUACUUCAAAUCGAGAAAAAACAAUAUUCCUAUUGGAUUACCUACUAGUCGCGCCACAAAACACAUUGGCAUCAGAUUGGUCGCGCUAUACAAAGCGACCAGUAUGACAGGUCUGCGCGAUUUCCAUGGAGAUCAAAUGAGAGCUGGUUAGUCGUGUGAACGUUGCGUUGUAGGUCGCGUUGCUAGUUGCUUCAGCAUGACAUCAGCCUAAUACUUCAUUUAACAUGCUUCCAUUGUUGUUUCCCUUGCAGCAUCUUGGAAUCGUGCCAAAUAGCCAACCACGUAGCACAAUUCCGGUCUUGAUCCCAACAUCAUGUUAUAAUUAAACCCAAAAACCUUAACAAUUUACUUUAGCAUGUAAUCGAUGAAGAGUAAAUGAGAAAAGAGAAAAUACUAAAAAAGGGAACAUGAAGCCCUGCAAUGCUUUGCCCAAUAAAUGCUCGU